Vitis riparia (riverbank grape) is the source of this 2529-nucleotide messenger RNA. RefSeq lists its product as uncharacterized. Lineage: Eukaryota; Viridiplantae; Streptophyta; Magnoliopsida; Vitales; Vitaceae. The record is from RefSeq and is a predicted model, not a curated record. Gene Ontology annotation, molecular function: hydrolase activity. Bases 432 to 2042 code for a protein of 536 amino acids. The transcript is spliced from 14 exons. Gene Ontology annotation, biological process: GPI anchor biosynthetic process. Gene Ontology annotation, cellular component: endoplasmic reticulum.
CUUGUUUUUGUCCUAUUAAUUGAACCAUUGUGUCAAGCUAGAAGGGGUGAAACAAGUUGAAUUUCUUCUUAAUAAUACCUUUCCUUUUAGUAUGUGUUUGUUUCUUAAUCUCUUCUCCCAAUAUUAAUCAUUCUUAGCCUUCCAACAUCAAUCAUAUGAAUUAUGUCUCUGUUCGUGUUUCAUUUGAUUGCAUUCUUUAGGUUUAUAUGUCUUAGUACAUAUUUGACUAGAAUGAUACAUCCUCACUAAUUGUUAAUGGAAUUCUUUCCAUCAAAGUUUGUGCAAUAAUAUAAUUUCAUAUGGUUUUAUUUGCUAACCUCUUUUUUUAUAGGCUUUACUUGCUGCCUCAUUUUAUUCAGGUUUCUGGUGUUAUUUGGAGUUCAUUGGUGUUGGUUUAGUGAUUAAGGCACCUGCCUUCAUCUUAUGAAAAAAUGUGGAAUCUGACAAUGUUGCUCUGCAUCCUAUGGGUGGUGAGCCUUCUUUACGGCGAGAUGUUGACAUUUUGGGUGCCAUCUAUAUGGUCUUGUUCAUGGCCUCCUCUUCUCCGAUCCACAUCCUUAUCCUCCUCGGCAAUGGAAGCACAACAUCCAGGUAAUUAUGUGAAAAUUGCUGUUGUUGCAGAUCCGCAGCUCAUGGACAAAACCUCUCUUGGUCUUCCACCAAAAUCUCUUGCUCUUGAGAUUUCGCAGUUCUACACCGACUUGUUCAUGCGCAGAGCAUUUCUUGCAUCUAUUUUGCCUUUAAAGCCUGAUGCCAUUUUGUUUUUGGGUGAUUAUUUUGAUGGGGGCCCUAGUCUAUCAGAUGAAGAAUGGAAGGAAUCUUCGAGUCGCUUUAAACAUAUUUUUGAUCUAAAGACUCAAGGAAAAAGAAACAUCCAAGUAUACUACCUGAGUGGAAACCAUGACAUUGGCUAUGCAAGUGUCCUCUCUCAUAAGCCAGAGGUUGUCAGGCGCUAUGAACAAGAAUUUGGUAUCAGGAACUACCGAUUUACUGUUGGAAAAGUGGAGUUCGUUGUUGUUGAUGCUCAAACUCUAGAUGGGCAUUCACAAGGAAGCUUGACGUCUGCAUCCUGGGAUUUUAUCAAAAAUGUCUCCAUGGAUGUUAACUUGAAUCCGAGGGUUCUUUUAACCCAUAUUCCGCUGUAUCGUCCGGACUGGACAACCUGUGGUCCUUAUCGUUAUUCCCCAGUCAUUAAUCAGAGAGUUUUUCAUGCUAUUCACGAUCAAGAAAUAGUGUACCAGAAUUAUAUAACUGAAGAAAAAUCGAAGUACUUGCUGGACUUGCUCAGACCUGUACUCAUCCUGUCUGGUCAUGAUCAUGAUCAGUGUACAGUCACCCACAUGUCAAAGCAUGGGCCUAUAAUGGAGCAUACUGUGGGGACUAUAAGUUGGCAGCAAGGGAACUUGUAUCCAUCUUUCAUGCUAUUAUCUGCAAGUAAUGAUACAAUACAAAAUGACUCCAGUCUACAAGAUGCAAUCUCCACUCAGCUGUGCUUUCUUCCCAUGCAGACACAUAUUUAUAUAUGGUAUCUUUCUCAAUUUGUUCUGACCCUUCUUGCCCUCCUCCUCUGGCCAACAAAUGGCUUGGGCUCUUGGCGCCACUGUAGGGUUUUCAUGGAGUAUACCAGAAGUCUAAUAAGUAGUAACAUCUUCAGCAGUGGAGCAAAAGAAAAAAAUGAAGAUGAGAACUGUGAGUACGAAAUGAUUUGGGAUGCAGAAGGAUCCAUGCAUCUUGUCAAAAAAACCUCCAAGGCCCCUCUUACACGCUCAAGUGAGAGGGGUUUGUCAGAAAGGGGUAAUGCUGUGAUGCGGUCAACAGCUAAAAGGCAGAUCUCUCAGGAGACGGAGCUCUCUACAGCUGUGGACGUGAACAUGGAUGUGGAAUUGGAUAUGAUGGCAAAAUUACCACCCAGAGCAAGUAAAUCAAGGACAAAGAAGGUGAUUCGUAGGUUAAUGCGUACACUACGAAUGCUUACAGUCAUUGCUGCUGUGAACGUCCCACUUUACAUGAUGUUGCUUUUCAAGGAUUGGACUGAGCAAUAACAUCAAAGCUGAAUAUAUUAGCUUGGUUCAUUGGUUGGUUCCUGCACAAUACAUAAAAAGAUCCCACACUAUAGUUGAAGAGCUGCAUGAGGUUCAAGCAGUUAAAGCUUCGCAAGGAUGUGCUUGAGCCACAUAUUUUCUUCCACUGGACUUACUAUUUUCAGCCAACUUGAUUCCCAGUAUGGUUAGUGCUGCCAAUGGUUUGUCCACCUUAUGACAUUAGCGUUACCAAGUGGCAAGCAUGUGGGCCCCACCUUGAAGGGCUUGGGCUUAAUUGUUUAGAGGGUAUAUUAAGGGUAGGAUAAGGAUGAUGCAUGUAUCAUGUUAGUUCACCAUUUUUCUUGUUUCAAAGAUUUGAGACUAAUGGGUUGCUUCAGGACAGCAGGCCACUUCCACUUGCCUAGAAUGUGGAAGACUUUCUGAUCAGGUGUUUGUUAAAAUUUUGCCCUUGUAUAGCAAGUUUGGUUGAAGCCCAUGAGAGCAAACA